GCUGGGCCGCCGCGCACACGCUCUCCGCCUCCCCGCGGCGGCUCCCCCCAGGCGCGGGCCGGCGCGGAGCGGAGCGGGCAGAGGCUGGAUGGAGCCGGCGGCCGGGCGAGGGGAGGCAGCGGGCUGGCUCAGGCGGCCGGGCUGAAGGCGGCCGGGCAGGAGCGCUGAGGCGGCGGCGGAGCCAGCCCGGGCGGAGGUCAGCCACAAUGGGCUCCGUCAGAGGAGAUCACUUCAAGGACAUCAGCCCCGUGGUGACCCCCGAGGGGAACGUGGUGAUGAGCUUCAGCUUCGACAGCUACCAGCUGGAGGAGGAGGAGCUGCAGGCGAAAGGGAAUCAGGCCAAGGGAGUCCUCACCUUCAUGGAGCCAGCCUCGGAAGACCCCGAACCCCAGGAUCGAUACCAUGGGAUUUACUUUGCUAUGCUGCUAGCAGGGGUUGGAUUUCUCCUGCCGUACAACAGCUUUAUCACAGAUGUGGACUAUUUGCAUCACAAAUAUCCAGGGACCUCCAUUGUGUUUGAUAUGAGCCUCACCUACAUCCUGGUAGCCUUGGUAGCCGUCAUCUUGAACAACGCCCUGGUGGAGCUGCUGAGUUUGCACACCAGGAUCUCUGUGGGAUACCUGUUCGCUCUGGGUCCCCUUCUCUUCGUCAGUAUCUGCGAUGUCUGGUUGGAGCUCUUCACCCACAGGCAAGCGUAUGCUAUUAACCUGAUAGCCGUAGGGGUCGUGGCCUUCGGCUGCACAGUGCAGCAAUCCAGUUUCUACGGCUACACCGGGAUGCUGCCCAAGCGGUACACCCAGGGGGUGAUGACUGGCGAGAGCACCGCGGGGGUGAUCAUCUCCCUCAGCCGCAUUUUCACCAAACUCCUCCUGUCGGACGAGAAGGAGAACACCAUCAUCUUCUUCUUCAUCUCCAUCGGCAUCGAGCUCAUGUGCUUCAUUCUCCACCUGCUGGUGAAGCGCACCCAUUUUGUCCGGUACUACACCGCCUGCUCCCGGGAGGGCGCACCUGAGGGCAAAGGGGUCCCAGACCACGGCACCGGAUACAGGGUUCACCACGACGUCACUGCAGAGGACGUCAGAUUCGAAAAUCGGCCUUGUGGGCAGGUGGGCUCCCCUCCGGGCAGCCUGGGGCAUGAAACUGAGCUGGCUGGCAGCGGCACCUACGUGAGGUUUGACGUCCCUCGACCAAGAAUCAAAAGGAGCUGGCCCAGCUUCCGAGACAUGAUGCUCCAUCGCUACGUUGUCUCCAGGGUGAUCUGGGCCUACAUGCUUUCCAUAGCCAUGACCUACUUCAUCACACUGUGCCUCUUUCCUGGGCUGGAGUCGGAGAUCCGCAACUGCACUCUUGGGGAGUGGCUCCCCAUCUUAAUCAUGGCUGUCUUCAACCUCUCGGACUUUGUAGGCAAGAUCCUGGCUGCCUUGCCUUAUGACUGGAGAGGGACCCACCUUCUCAUCUACUCCUGUCUGCGAGUGAUUUUCAUUCCCCUCUUUAUAAUGUGCGUGUACCCCAGUGGGAAACCCACCUUCAACCACCCCGCUUGGCCUUGCAUCUUCUCCCUCCUCAUGGGGAUCACCAAUGGGUACUUUGGCAGCGUACCCAUGAUCCUGGCUGCUGGCAAAGUGAGCCCGGAGCAGCGGGAACUGGCAGGUAACACCAUGACUGUGUCCUAUAUGACCGGAUUGACGCUGGGCUCCGCCGUGGCCUACUUUGCCUAUAGCCUCACCAGUACGUCUCACAGUACCUGUUUCCACACUGAAACCUACAACAGCUCUUUCACGGCGGGGUACUGAGUGGGCGAUGCGGCUGAGGGUGCAGAAGCUCUGUGCCGGGACGGGGUGCAGGAGAAGGGGGCAGGUGGGUUGGGCUGGGGAGGCAAGGAGAAUGGGAAUGAUCUGUCCUGUAUUUAUUAAUCAGUUCCCACCCUCGCCAAAAUCUGAUCCCUGAAAUAUUAAUCCCCCUUCCAGGCCCCUGGCCUGAUGGACUGAAAGGAUGGAGCCGAUCCUCAGGCCUGCGAGUUGGCUACAGGCAGGGCCAAGAGGUGUUUGCAGUGAGUCAUCACUGGCUUCAGCAAUGGCACAGAAGUUUGGGGAUGACAGUGGGUGUCGCCCUGAAAUGGCCACCCCCGACUUAGCUUCCUCUCUGCUUGCUCUUGUGGGCGAGCUCAGUGCUUCUAGGCUGGCCUCAUCUCUCCCCCCAUGCCCCACCCCUGCCAGGUCCUCGCGGGGGCUGGAUUAGUGGAGCAGAACUUUACAGACGCUGGAUACCCAUUAGGGGAUAUAGUGGGUCUAGCGCAUGCCUGGUGUAACGCCACUGAAGUCCAGGGCGUUAAACCAGGGAUAAGCUUGGCUCAGGGAUUUCCCAGCCAGCUAUGGGUCUAGGCUGAGGUAUUAUCCCCUAUCGACACUUGGCUGUUCCCAGGUGACAAAUUAAAAACAAAUGUGAGGGGGCGGGUGAAUCGUGGAAGUCCAGCUGAUAUGUGCCACCGCCAUGGAGCCGUUUCUCAUGACUAGAAGGGCUCCAGCUCCUUGGGGGAUAGAGCAGUGGGGCUUGCCCAUCCGCUGCACCCCUUGCCUUAGCAUUUCACCCCACAGGGGAGAGCGGGGAGGAGACUCCUGAGGUGUAGUUUCCUGAUUUUGUACAAGGGCGUGGGGUGUCCCCACCCACCCUGACCCAGAGAGCGUGUGCACACAAAGGACAGGGUGCUGAGACUGGUGGGAAUGUGAUGGCGUUUGUGUCAGACGUUUGUGGUGGUCUUUGGCUCUGAGAUAAAAUGGACCCCUUGGCUAUACCACCUCUGCAUAUUCCCACCACCAUCCUACCGUCCAGCCUCUUGGUCGUCAGACCCGCACGCAGCCGCUUUGCAGUACACGUCACCGCCCGGCACCAUCCUGCUGCGUCAUGACUAUCACAGCUCCCCAGAGCGCUCCUGACACGUGGCAGGUGUAAACCCAAGACUGAGUGUGCGUGCCACGGAGAUGCAAAGAGGAGAUGAUGGGAAAGUGGGGAGACAUUGCAAGGUGAGGGGGCAGUGAUAGAGGGGCGGGAGAGAGAGAGAGAGAGCCUGACAGAGGGCAGGAGGAGGGGAAAAGACCUGCAGCGACAGAAAGAUGCUGCGUUAGAAUGAGACACUGUAUUGUAAUCACUGGCCAAACCCCCACUGGCCUCGAUGGGGUAGGAGUGGGGAAGGAGUUAUCAAUAGCAGGCACCACAACUGAGCUGCCCGGUGUUUGUUACUGUGGCCCUGGGAGUGUAAUGCUGUAGGGGGUGUGCCCCUUCCCAAGAGAAUGGGUCCUGAGCGGAGCGGAAUGGAACCUAGGAGCAGCUGCUCUGCUGUCCUCGGGGAUUUGUCUACACUAGCAAAUGCUGAAGUAGGGGUGGGUGACAAGCAGGCAAAAGCCCCAGUGUCCUCUCCACACUGCAGCUUCCACCACUGCCAUCACCUCUGGGGAGGGAUUGAUGGUUAUGCGGUUUGCUAGUGCAGACUGAGCCUUCUCGAAAGUUCAGUUCUUCCUUUUCCAGCCUCUCCAGUGUGAUGCUGUACUAGGAAUUCCUGCCCGUGGAGACACAGCAGCUCCACCAGUCACCCUGAAAGACCCAAGGGCUUAGCUCUCCCAUUCCCCUCUUCGGUCCAUCCCCAGAGCAGGGCACGUGCUCAGUGACCAUUCCACUCUGGUCCCCGGGACAGUGGCAGGCGUUAAGGAGGGCGGGGUGGAGAAUAGAACAAUCACUGGAGAGUAGGAUGGAGCGGCUUCUUCGGCUCAGCUAGCACAGAGCUCAUGUGGGGCCCACAUGCCCAAGUCCCACUAUUGACACCUCCCCAUAAAAGAACAUCCCAGUAACUAGAACUGCCUCUCUAUUGAAUGUGCAGAGCCCUAGAGAGAGGCCCAGAGGUUGUGCCACAAUCAAGGCUUGCUUCAGUCCUGCAUAAGCCACUAAGGUGACUUGAAAUGGGGGUAGGGUUUUUUCCCCUUGUAAAUUGCAGCUCCACGUUGCAUACUCUUGCAAGUCUCCUGGUCGUUGGCGUUUUCCAUAAGCCCCAGCGCCUGGCGUUAGAAACCUCAGCUUUAAUUCAAACAAUAUACGUUUCCAGCCCUCCUGGUUCUAGAAACAAACCUGAAUCCCCAAAUCCCUGAAGGCAAAUAAAAAGCACCCAAGUCUUACUAUAUUUUUAAAAAUCUCAUGAUUUGUAAACCUUUCUCAUGAGUUUCAGGAGCCUGAGCCGUGAGUUUUAAACGCUGAGUGGUGCUGCAGAUGUGCCCCGUCUCCUCUUUCAGUGACGUAUCACUGCGUCCAGGGGGAGCAUACUAUGUGCCACUGGUUUCUUUUAUCUGCGUGAUGAGCAUGUAUUGCACAGAGCCGCAAAGUACAGGCAUGACUGUAUCAAGUAGAGAGACCCUGGCCAGUUUUAUGAUCUUUGGACUAGAUCGUAAAGUACAUGAUAACAAAUACUGAGACGAGCUGCUUGCUCCAUAAAUUUUAUAUGUGCACGUAGCUCAUUUUGUAAUAUUUUAACUAUAUUUUAGAGGACGUCAUAUUCUUUUUUUCCUUUUUUUUUUGUAAUACAGAGCAGCUGUCUAAGCUAUUUAUGGGGAAAUCAAUAGAUUUUUCCUCAGGGGAAUCAAACCAAGCACAGGUGUGUCUGCUUGCACCUGGGUCAUCCUGCCAGUUGACUAGAAAUACCUGAUCAAUUGUCACUGGCAGUGAAACUAACAAUUAAACAAAGUCAUCCAGGCAUGGUGCUGAGCUUUGGCCAUCCCCUGCAGUUACAGUGCAAGGGUGGUCACGGGCUGCAUUUGCGUCGGUCUACACCAGGGAUCUGCAACCUAUGGCACGCAGCUCGCCAGGGUAAGCACCGUGGCGGGCCGGGCCGGUUU
Chrysemys picta bellii (western painted turtle) is the source of this 4877-nucleotide messenger RNA. It is a transcript of the gene SLC29A4, whose product is annotated as solute carrier family 29 member 4. Gene Ontology annotation, cellular component: plasma membrane. Gene Ontology annotation, biological process: nucleoside transmembrane transport. The record is from RefSeq and is a predicted model, not a curated record. Gene Ontology annotation, molecular function: nucleoside transmembrane transporter activity; monoamine transmembrane transporter activity. NCBI's taxonomy places the organism in Eukaryota, Metazoa, Chordata, Testudines, Emydidae.